Messenger RNA from Drosophila mojavensis, 708 nucleotides. RefSeq lists its product as uncharacterized. Bases 353 to 691 code for a protein of 112 amino acids. Lineage: Eukaryota; Metazoa; Arthropoda; Insecta; Diptera; Drosophilidae. The record is from RefSeq and is a predicted model, not a curated record. The transcript has a single exon.
GAAUGACAUACUAAGCGAAUGGAUUAAAUUGAACUCCAUUGCAAUUUAGAUGGGUUUUAUUUCAAAGGCUUUGAUCGGAUUCGAGGCAACCGACAGACGGCAUACGACAUACGACAGACGGUGCCAGAUUAAAGCAUUUACCUUGUGCAGAGACAGUUGGCCAGUAAUUUAGGCUGUUAAGGCUAGAAUUACAUUGUUAGUGUUAUGAUAGUAAUUAGGUGGUCGAACACUUGAAAUGAUUGCUCAUUUCAAUGGGGGCUGGCGUCAAGUGCACGCAAUGCCCCUCACACUACGCACGUCCAAGGAUAUAUAAGGCCAUGGUGGACUACAUUGAUUUGAUUCCAACUGUGAAAUGAAGAAAUUGCUGCGGCUUAUUCAACGUGUUUUGCCCUCGAAUGCGGCUGAGGGCAGAAUCGGCUCCAUCGAGCUGAACUUGUGGCUGGCCCACUUGGUAGGUCUGCCCUUGGUGGGGCUGAAGCCGGAGACACCUCUGCAGAAGCUGUGCAUCAUUGCAGUCGGAUAUCCCGUUGUGCUUGCCGUUUGGUAUUAUGUCUACCUGGAGCUAUACGACCUCUGCCUCAAUUGGCAUGACCUGGACGCAAUGACACAGAACCUCGUCCUCUCCUUUACGCACGUGGCCUUUCUGAUAAAGGUAAGUGUUCCAUUAAAUGAUCAAUUGGCAGUACCAUAAGAAUAUUUACAUUAUAC